AGAGAAGUUAGUUGUGCGCGCCGCGGAGUGCGCGGAGCCAGCCUGCCAGCCAGCCAGCGACGCGGCCCGCGAGGCGCCGGGAGCAUGGGCUGGGGGAGCCGCUGCUGCUGCCCGGGACGGCUGGACCUGCUGUGCGUGCUGGCGCUGCUCUGGGGCUGCCUGCUCCCCGUGUGCCGGACGCGUGUCUACACCAACCACUGGGCGGUCAAGAUCGCCGGCGGCUUCGCGGAGGCCGACCACAUAGCCAGCAAAUACGGCUUCAUCAACAUAGGACAGAUAGGAGCCCUGAAGGACUACUACCACUUCUACCACAGCAGGACGAUCAAAAGGUCAGUUCUCUCCAGCAGAGGAACCCACAGUUUCAUUUCCAUGGAACCAAAGGUGGAGUGGAUCCAACAGCAGGUGGUAAAGAAACGGACCAAGCGGGAUUAUGACCUCAGUCAUGCCCACUCUACUUACUUCAAUGAUCCCAAGUGGCCCAGCAUGUGGUACAUGCACUGCAGUGACAACACCCAUCCCUGCCAGUCAGAUAUGAAUAUUGAAGGAGCCUGGAAGAGAGGCUACACGGGAAAGAACAUCGUGGUGACCAUCCUGGAUGAUGGCAUUGAGAGGACCCACCCCGACCUGAUGCAAAACUAUGAUGCCCUGGCGAGCUGUGACGUGAAUGGGAAUGACUUAGAUCCAAUGCCUCGUUACGACGCAAGCAAUGAGAACAAGCAUGGGACCCGCUGUGCUGGAGAAGUGGCAGCCGCUGCAAACAACUCUCACUGCACAGUUGGAAUCGCAUUCAAUGCCAAGAUUGGAGGUGUGAGAAUGCUGGAUGGAGACGUCACAGACAUGGUGGAGGCAAAGUCAGUCAGCUUCAACCCCCAGCACGUGCACAUAUACAGUGCCAGCUGGGGCCCAGAUGACGAUGGCAAGACCGUGGAUGGGCCCGCUCCCCUCACCCGGCAAGCCUUUGAAAAUGGUGUUAGAAUGGGACGGAGAGGCCUUGGCUCUGUGUUUGUCUGGGCAUCUGGCAAUGGCGGAAGGAGCAAAGAUCACUGCUCCUGCGAUGGUUACACCAACAGCAUCUACACCAUCUCCAUCAGCAGCACAGCAGAAAGCGGAAAGAAGCCGUGGUACCUGGAAGAGUGUUCGUCUACGUUGGCCACCACCUACAGCAGCGGAGAGUCCUAUGAUAAGAAAAUAAUUACUACAGAUCUAAGGCAGCGGUGCACGGACAACCACACGGGGACAUCUGCCUCAGCCCCCAUGGCUGCAGGCAUCAUUGCACUGGCCCUGGAAGCCAAUCCGUUUCUGACCUGGAGAGACGUACAGCAUGUUAUUGUCAGGACUUCCCGUGCGGGACAUUUGAACGCUAAUGACUGGAAAACCAAUGCUGCUGGUUUUAAGGUGAGCCAUCUCUAUGGAUUUGGACUGAUGGAUGCAGAAGCCAUGGUGAUGGAGGCGGAGAAGUGGACCACUGUCCCCCAGCAGCACGUGUGUGUGGAGAGCACAGACCGACAAAUCAAGACGAUUCGCCCCAACAGUGCAAUCCGCUCCAUCUACAAAGCCUCAGGUUGCUCUGAUAACCCCAACCACUAUGUCAACUACCUGGAGCACGUGGUUGUACGUGUCACCAUCACUCACCCCCGGAGAGGAGACCUGGCCAUCUACCUGACCUCACCCUCAGGAACCAGAUCCCAGCUAUUGGCCAACAGGUUAUUUGACCAUUCUAUGGAAGGAUUUAAAAAUUGGGAGUUCAUGACCAUUCAUUGCUGGGGAGAGCAAGCUGCUGGUGAUUGGAUCCUUGAAGUUUAUGAUACACCCUCUCAGCUGCGGAACUUCAAGACUCCAGGUAAAUUGAAAGAAUGGUCCUUAGUCCUCUAUGGCACCUCGGUACAGCCAUACUCCCCAACCAAUGAGUUUCCUAAGGUGGAGCGUUUCCGCUACAGCCGAGUGGAGGACCCCACAGAAGACUACGGUACAGAGGAUUAUGCGGGCCCCUGUGAUCCUGAGUGCAGUGAGGUGGGCUGUGAUGGGCCUGGACCAGACCACUGCAAUGACUGUUUGCACUACUACUACAAGCUGAAAAACAAUACCAGGAUCUGUGUCUCCAGCUGCCCCCCGGGCCACUACCAUGCUGACAAGAAGCGCUGCCGGAAGUGUGCACCCAACUGUGAGUCCUGCUUCGGGAGCCAUGGUGACCAAUGCCUGUCAUGUAAAUAUGGUUACUUCCUGAGUGAAGAAACCAACAGCUGCGUUAUCCCCUGCCCUGAUGGGACCUAUCAGGACACCAAGAAAAAUCUUUGCCGGAAAUGCAGUGAAAAUUGCAAGACAUGUACUGAAUCCCAUAAUUGUACAGAAUGCAGGGAUGGGCUAAGCCUGCAGGGAACCCGAUGUUCUGUCACCUGCGAAGACGGAUGGUACUUCAAUGGCCAGGACUGCCAGCCCUGCCACCGCUUCUGUGCCACGUGUGCUGGAGCAGGUGCUGAUGGCUGCAUUAACUGCACGGAGGGUUACUUCAUGGAAGAGGGCAGAUGUGUGCAGAGCUGCAGCAUCAGCUACUACCUGGACCACUCUGCAGAGCACGGGUACAAAUCCUGCAAAAGGUGCGACAACAACUGUUUAACAUGCAGUGGCCCAGGGUUCAAGAACUGCACCAGCUGCCCUAGUGGGUACCUCUUAGACUCAGGGAUGUGCCAGCUGGGAGCCAUCUGCAAGGAUGGAGAAUACAUGGAUGAGCACGGCCGCUGCCAGACCUGUGAUGCUUCAUGUGCCAAGUGCCGCGGGCCAACCCCGGAGGAGUGCACCAGCUGCUUCUUCACAAGGGUUUUUGAUGAUGGCCGCUGCAUUUUGAACUGUCCCUCAUGGAAAUUUGAAUUUAAGAACCAAUGCCACCCAUGCCACCACACCUGCCAUGGAUGCCAAGGAAGUGGGCCUGCCAACUGUACCUCCUGCAGGGCAGACAAGCAUGGCAGAGAGCGCUUCCUGUACCAGGGGGAGUGUCGGGAAAGAUGUCCAGCGGGCCACACCCCUGCCGAGGGGCACACCUGCCUGCCCUGCCCAGACAACUGUGAGGUUUGCCACAACCCACACCUCUGCACCAGAUGUGUGAGUGGCUACGUCCUCGGACCCACCAACCAUACCUGCCAGAAGCUCGAGUGUGGGCAAGGUGAAUUCCAAGAUUUGGACUACAAGGAGUGCUUGCCAUGUGAGGUGGGAUGUCUGGGGUGCACCUCAGAUGACCCAGGUACCUGUGCCUCGUGUGCCAUGGGGUAUCUCAUGUUUGAGCGCCACUGCUAUGAAGCCUGUCCCCAGAAGACCUUCGCUGAGCAGCGGGAGUGCAGAGCCUGCAGCGCCAACUGUGGCAGCUGCAACCGCAACGAGUGCUUCUGGUGCGAAGAGAGCUUCUUUCUCCUGGGUGGCCGCUGUGUGAGUGCCUGUGGCACUGGCUUCUACGGAGACCCAGCCACGGGAGCGUGUGAGCCUUGUCACCCAGCCUGCGAGAGCUGCGAGGGCCCAGACCUGGACCAGUGCAGCAGCUGCCCGGCAGGGCUGCGGUUGCUGCAUGGGGCUUGUGAGCCACAGGACCCAAAGGAAGCUGUGUCCACUGCAAACCCAUCUUUGGUGAAGAACCUGCUGCAGAAGCGACGAAGGUGGAAAGUUCAAAUCAAAAGAGAUGUCUUGGGGACACAUCAGCCUUGUCAUCCUUCUUGUAAAACCUGCGAUGGGUCUGCAUCUCUGUGUACUUCAUGUCCAAAAGGUGCUUAUCUGCAGGCCCAGGCCUGUGUGUCCUCCUGUCCGCAAGGCACGUGGCCCUCAGUCGAGAGUGGCAGCUGCGAGAACUGCGCAGAAGACUGCGCCUCUUGCUCUGGGGCCGAUCUUUGCACGCAGUGCCGCGCUCAGCCAGACCAGCCUCUCUUCCUGCACCAAGGCAGGUGCUACCACAGCUGCCCUGAUGGCUUCUAUGCCAAAGAUGGCUCCUGUGAGCGCUGCAGCUCUCCGUGUAGAACAUGUGAAGGAAACGCCACCAACUGUCAGUCGUGUGAAGGCAGCUUCAUCCUGGCCAGAGGAGUGUGCAGGAAAACUUGCCCCGAGAGGCACGUGGCUGUGGCGGGCGUGUGCCAGCCCUGCCCUGAGGAGUGUCAGGACUGCAUCCACGAGAAGGUGUGCAAAGAGUGCUUGCCUGACUUCUUCCUGCUCCAUGGCGAGUGUCUCACAUCAUGUCCCCGGGGGUUCUACCCUGACUUGCAUCAGUGCAUCCCCUGCCACAAAGACUGUCUGCAGUGCAGCGGCCCCAAGGCGGAUGACUGCGAGCUCUGUGCUGAAACCUCCAUGAUCUUCUAUGAGGGGCUGUGCGUAGACGAGUGUCCCAAGGGAACUUACUAUGAUGAAGAGGACGAGGAAUGCAAAGCCUGCCACGAGUCCUGUCGCACGUGCUCGGGACCCAGGACCUGCACAACCUGCCAGGAGGGCCUGCGCAUGAAUAUCCAUGGGGCCUGCGUGCCUCACAAGGAAUGUGCCGCUAUCGAGUACUGGGACAAGGACGCCCAUAGGUGCAAGCCCUGUCACAGGAGGUGCUUCCACUGCAUGGGGCCCGUGCAGGACCAGUGUCGCAGCUGCCCGAGGAGUAGUCUUCUUCUGAACACCACCUGCGUGGACAGCUGUCCAGAAGGUUACUUCACCGAUGAGGACAGACACUGGUGCACCCCCUGCCAUGGCUCUUGCCGGACCUGUGAUGGCACACACAGCAUGCAGUGCCUCUCCUGCCGAGCAGGCUGGUUCCAACUGGGCAGAGAGUGCCUGCUCCAGUGCAGAGAAGGGUAUUAUGCAGACAAUUCCACUGGGAAGUGUGAGAAGUGUGACAAGAGCUGCAAGGACUGCCAGGGCCCCCACUCCACAGACUGCCUGUCCUGCGAUCCGUAUUUCUUCCUUCUCCGCUCCAAGGGAGAGUGUCACCGCGCCUGCCCAGAGCAUUACUACGCAGAGCAGAGCACACAGACCUGUGAGAGAUGCCAUCCAACAUGCAAUGAAUGUGAAGGAAAAGGAGAGUUACACUGCUUAUCCUGUGUGUGGAACUACCACUUCAUGGGGGGAAUUUGCAGCCUGGACUGUGCCGUGGGGAAAUUCCGAGUGGGAGAGGGCGAGAAAUUCACCUGCGAAAACUGCCAUGAGAGCUGCACAGAAUGCAAGGGCCCCGGGCCCAAAAACUGUACAGUGUGCCCCGCUCCCCUGCUGCUGCACCCGGAAGAUGGCCGCUGCCUGCAGUGCUGCAAUGCCUCCGGGCCCCACUCCACCCAGGACUGCUGCGACUGCCAGGAAACCACGGAGGAGUGCCUCCUUCAGAAGCCCGCCGGGCCUGCUGAGCGCUCCAAGACAGCUCUGCUGAUCACCUCCUCCAUCACCCUGGUGCUUCUGCUGGGGGCCGCUGUGGUUGUCUGGAAGAAGUCUCGGGGCCGCCCCCAGCCCACACAAAAGGCCCGCUAUGAAAAGCUGACUGACCCUGCCAAGUCCUACUCCUACAAGAGCAGCUAUCGCGAGAACAGCAACUUUGAAGAGGACCAGGUGAUUGAGUACAGAGACAGGGACUAUGAUGAGGAAGAAGAUGAUGACAUUGUCUACAUGGGCCAAGAUGGCACCGUCUACCGGAAGUUUAAAUACGGACUGCUGGAUGAGGAAGACGAGGUUGAGCUGGAGUACGAUGACGAGAGUUACUCCUACCAGUAACAAGACGCCACUGCACCCCUCGCAUCAAUGGACUGGUUUUAUCCGCACACCAGGCUACUGUGUGCAUGUCUGUCUUCUUAAACCCAAGCCCAAUGAGAAUAUGUAAGAAUUCUGAAAUAUUUUCUGCUUCUUUUGAGUGGCAACACUGCAUUAACAGUUCCUUCUCAACCAUAAUUGAGGGGCAAGACAACAUUUGAAGGCAUUUUCCUCAAAACAAUAUGUCAAGACCACAACAUGCAGGAAGCAAAAGCAAGUGAGAUUUGUAAAAAAAACUCUUUGAUGUGAUUAAAUACAAUGUGGGGGGUGGCAGAGGACCUACAGAAAUUCUGUUUCCAGUAUGCACUGUGAAGAUAUCUGCUGCUUUCUGGAAUUCUGAUAUUUCUUUAACUAAUUUUGAGGGGAGGAGGUACAAAAGUUUCCCUUGUUUGGGAGGGUAUGUCUCUUCCUUUUAGCUGGGCUUAGGCAGAAAUGUUUUGUAAAGGCCAAGAAAAGAGGGUCCUCGCCUCUUCUGCAGAGCACCCCUGGUGGUCAGAAGACAUCUGUGCUAAGCCUGCUCAGGGUACAUUUAGAGAGAGGCAGAGAGAAGCAGCAUUAUAAUUGAGGCUUGACAAGUUCCCUGGGCCCCGGGUCCUCCCCAGGAACCUGGAGUCCAACAAUCCCAAAGACAACAAGCUCAGGCCUCAAAGCCCAGUGCGAGGUAAAGCACCACAUUUCCCAGCAUUGCCCCCUUGUGAUUUUCUAAGAGAGUUUUGUGGUAGGAAAUAAAAAAUGUCAAUGUUCAGCUAACAUAAAAUAGAUAAAAUGGCAAAUUCAUCCACUCUAAAAAAGAAUUUGACAGCUGAAUCAGCCAAGCUUUCAUCAGCACCUGAUCACACAAGUGUAGAUUUUCCACAGAAAAAGUUGGACUAGUGUAUAACCUAAAAAAUAAAGUUCAACCUGCUCUCCAGAAGCCAUCAUCCAGCUGCCGAACAACCUUCCGACCCCAGUCAGCGUCGUGAGUUUGUUCUCCCACUCCCCUGGCAAGUGGGCUUGUAGAUCUCCGCAGCUGGAGAAGGUUUUGCAGCCGAUAGUGAUGCAGAUGGAAGCGCCCUGGCUACAGGAAAGUAGCAGCAGAAUCUUAGAGUUUCCCAUCAAAGCAGAAGUUAAAAGCAUUGCUAGGAGCAGAAGACCAAAAAGUGAAACUGAUGUUUUCAGAUAGUGGUGGUAAGCAAGGCAAAAUUUAUUACAAAGCUGCUGUGGACCUAAGUAAUUCCUUUAAAAACAAUCACUUCAUUUAUCCAAGUGUUACUGCAACUCUGUUAGGUUGGUAUCAUUGUUGUUCAUUUCUAUAAGAAGCCUAAGGCUUACAAGAGAAUAAGUCACAGAAAGCUGAUCAACAUGGAAAGGAUAAGAAAGACCUUAAAACAUAUGUCUUAAGAACAAUGCUCCACUGGAACAGGAUGAAAAAAUAAGUAUCCUAAAUACAGUGAAAUCAUGUGUCUUGCUUUAUUCUGUGAUUUCAAUAUCCUAGGAGCUUUAUGAUCUUUAUUAAAUUCAUAUAUACAUAUAUUCAAAUACAACAUAUCACUGACUUUCAUCUACAAGAGACCUUCAGUCUAUAGAAGUCUUGUUCCUUUAGCAGAAAACUCUUAAAACAAGGGUCAGCAAACAUCAUUUGGAAAGAGAGCCCUUGUGAAUACUCCAGGCUUUGUGGGCUAACGGGUCUCUACAUACUCAUCUCUGCUGUGGUAACACAAAUGUGGCCAGUACAGAAGGAGUGGUAAGCUGUGUUCCAAUAAAACUUUAUUUAGAGAUAGUGAAACUUGAAUUUCUGGUCAUUAUCACAUAGUCGUCUUUUGAUUUUUUUCCCCCAAGAAUUUAAGAAUAUAAUAAUUGUUCUUAGCUCAUAGUGGUACAAAAACAGGUGGUAGAAGAGAUAUCACCAACAGUGUGGAGUUUGCUGACCGUGGAUUCAAAAAUUCUUCGGAGAGCAUAUGUAUCACAUGUACAUAGGAUAUGCUUCCCAGAAUUUUGAUCACUCAAAAUUAUCUGAUCAGAAUCUCUUUGAAGCCCUGAUGGUUUUCUUUUCCAUUCUUUGAAAUAUACAAAAAAGUGCCUAAAAGAUAGUCAUCAUAGUCAUGGAAGGACCUCUCAGCUCUUGCAGUGUAUUUACACUGUCAUCAUAAGAAACAAGUCACUUUGUUUGCACUGUAUUGCUCAUCUUUCUUGACAAUAUAAAAACGCUAAUAGACAGGAUGGCAUUUCUUCUUAUAGCCAGGAAAUCAUUGUGCCUCCCAAAAAUCUGUUUAUGACACACAGGUAAAGGCUGAAUGAGGUUGGAAUGACCUGAAAUACUAAGAAAAAGAUGUGUUAUUACUCUAUGUGACCUACAAUAAAGAGAAGUCUCCUGUUUGUGUGUUGGGAAGGUUUGACAUCUUCCUUCUUUCUUCAUGAUCAUACACAUUAUUCUCCUUUUCCUUUUGAAUUCUAUGUUAAUAACUGUCCUCAUAGGUAACUAUGUGGUUGGGGGAAAAAUCACUUUUGGUUUUCUUUUUGUAAAUAAUUUAUUAAAUUAUUAAGAGAAGUCUUAUUGACUUGUGGUGCAA
Molecule: messenger RNA, 8297 nt
Organism: Octodon degus (degu)
Lineage: Eukaryota; Metazoa; Chordata; Mammalia; Rodentia; Octodontidae
Gene: Pcsk5
Product: proprotein convertase subtilisin/kexin type 5
Exons: 38
Coding region: 85-5712 (1875 amino acids)
Biological process (GO): peptide hormone processing
Cellular component (GO): trans-Golgi network; Golgi membrane
Molecular function (GO): serine-type endopeptidase activity
Source: RefSeq, a predicted model, not a curated record